This is a messenger RNA of Parastagonospora nodorum SN15, 1173 nucleotides long. RefSeq lists its product as hypothetical. NCBI's taxonomy places the organism in Eukaryota, Fungi, Ascomycota, Dothideomycetes, Pleosporales, Phaeosphaeriaceae. Bases 1 to 993 code for a protein of 330 amino acids. The record is from RefSeq and is a predicted model, not a curated record. The transcript is spliced from 4 exons.
AUGGUGCCGAAAGCUACCAAGAGCUUCCCCAAUCCAGCAUCAUCAUCUCAAGAUACUCCAGAAUCGAAUCUGCCUGACUCGCGGCCAUGGUCCGACUGGACUGAAAGAGACACCAUUGCUGUCAUCAGUCAACCUGUCGGCCAGUCUUGCGCAGUCGUCGGAGGCAUCAUGGCUGCUAGAGCGAAGUACAUGGGCGCACAGGGCCUGGUGGUAGACGGCAGAGUACGUGACGUGGUUGCAUUGAACGAAACACAGCUCCCCAUCUGGUCAAAGGGCACAAGCAUCAUCGGCGCUGGAGCGGAGACCAAGUUCCACGCCCGCAAUGUGGCGGUCAAGAUUGGUGAGACAACUGUCGAGGCAGGAGAUAUUAUUAUGAUUGAUCCGUUCGAGAACGGGGUUGUCGCAGUGCCGCAAGGAAAGGUGGACGAGCUGUUGGCCAUCUUGCCUGAUAUGGUUGAAGCAGAUGAGAAGGUUAUUAAAGAUGUCGAGGCGGGCGUCAGCGUGCAGGAAGCUUUCAAGACACAUCCAACAAUGGGUAUCACCGACUUCUUCACUGACGUUUGGGAGACGUUCUCCCACCCAUCGCCCGACGCCGAGGUCCAGGGCGGCUCCUCCACCAAGUCACCUGCUUCCGGCACCGACGAGGAAUCGAGCGCAGAGGCCGAGGUCAACAAGCAGGACGCAAAGAAGGGCGGUGACAGCGGCGAGCAGGGACACAAGCCAAGCGGAAAGGGCAGCGACGACGACGACGAGCCCGAGGAGGAAGAGGAGGAGGAGGAGACACCGGACCCAAAGGAGACGCUCGAGAAGGAAUGCGCCGAGUCCAAGGAAUGCCACCCCGCAAAGCACCACUACGAUGAGUGCGUUGAGCGCGUAACAGGCCAGAUCGAGAACGAUGGCAAGGCCUCAGAGGACUGCGUUGAGGAGUUUUUCCACCUGGCUCACUGCGCAACUCAAUGUGCCGCACCCAAGCUCUUCGCCCAGCUCAAGUAGACGUAGCAUCGAUAGCAAUCGACCGCCAUAUCCCAUAUCCACACACGACCCGAUACGGACGGCACGCUUCUGGAACUGAAGGAUAUGACAAGAUGCAUACUGGAUGACUGUAAAUACAGAAGUCAUGUUUAGAAUACUGUACUAUUUCCUCAUCAAGCCAAAUCAUCACAACACAACCAU